Mycetomoellerius zeteki is the source of this 2427-nucleotide messenger RNA. RefSeq names its product Transmembrane protein 214 (gene Tmem214). NCBI's taxonomy places the organism in Eukaryota, Metazoa, Arthropoda, Insecta, Hymenoptera, Formicidae. The transcript has 10 exons. The record is from RefSeq and is a predicted model, not a curated record. Bases 1 to 2148 code for a protein of 715 amino acids. Gene Ontology annotation, cellular component: endoplasmic reticulum; Golgi apparatus.
AUGAAAAAACAAUCCAGGAAACCGGCUUUGGGUAUCACUCCCGAUAUCUCAGAGAUCAGACGUGAGACACGCGUGUGGCCAACAAUCCUGACGCUGACUAACGUUUACGUUUUCAUCGCUGAAUUGGUCAGCAGGAAGAAGGACAGAGGCAACGACAAGUCGACCAAGCUCACGAAGGCUGAGAAGAAGAAAUUUAUUGAGAACGCGCCGAAAGUCGAGGACUUCUUGCCGUUGAGUCAAGUGAAGACACUGUACGAUAAUCUAGAUGGAAACAAGGAGAAUAAGAAACCUGUCAAAGCGCAAGGGAAAGAACAUAAGACAAAAGAGAAUGAGGAAAAGAAGAAGCAGCAUCAGAAACAACAGCAGCAGCAUGUUGAAAAGAAGAAAUCUGAGCCAAAGGAGAAACCUCCAAAAACUGUUAAGGAUGCAUUGAAUGCGAUUGAUCCACAAGAACUCGAUGAACUUCUGACCACUGCACAAGUCAGAUUUCCCGAGGCUCCCCUGCUCUGGUUGAAGGAACUCAAUGCCUUCCUCAACAUCAAGAUACCCAUCAACAAGGAAGAUGCGAUUUUCUCAGGAAAACCCAAGGAUUACCCGUUAAGUUUAGUACCUAAGGCGAUCUCUUCCAUACUAGAACGAGCAGUAGAGAUGACGGGCCAGCAAACCAUACAAAUUUUUUACGAGAACACUCUCACGGCAAUGGCCACUGACAUGGUCAAGGGAAUUCCCGUUAUCGGACACAAGAUAUUUUUGCAGUUGCUAGCGCACUUAAAUCCCGAAAUGACCGCCGCCAACAUUCUCAAACUGAUUAACAUAAGGAACUCCUACGAAAACAGGAAGAACAUUGGCUUGUCUCUAUUAUGGGCUUGGUCGCAGGCCGGCAAGAAGAAUUUUGCGGUCGGCUUGAAAAUUUGGCACGAGGUAAUGUCGCCGAUGCUGGAGACAAAGGGCUACGCCAGUUACGUUGUACAAAUCCUCAACGACCUCGUCUUUGGACAUGACAAUGUCCAUGAUCUUAGUCUGGAUCUGUACCUGAGUAUCAUCAUGGAUACCUAUUCUCAAAGAUUUCAAAACAUUCAACCAGCGAAUCUGGGAAAAGACCUUAGUGCCAGUAUCGACAGGUUGAGAUCAAUAUUGUUUAGAAACAAAGACAUAUGUUACACGAAAUUGUUUGAAAUGUUAAUGGGAAAAGUAUCGCAGAAGUCAGAUUUGAACUAUAGGAACGAGUUGAUUAAGGUUCUUGCGGAUUGUCUCGUCACGGAACCUCUUUGCUUCACUAUUUGGAGCUCCAUUUAUACCAAGAAUUUAUACCAAUCCAGUCUUCUUCUGUCAUAUAUUGAUACGAAUUUACCUAGUUUACAAACCAAGUUCAAAGCUAAGCAUUUCAAAGAAACCCUCGGAAUUAUUCAAAAUAAUAAUGAAAAGUGGAAAAGAGCCAAAGACGAAAACCUGGCGCUUACGUGCAAGAAAACAUCUCAGGUACUACUGAAGAAAAUGACCUCUUCCAGCCGUAGUUUUCCAUGGAGAUCUGCUAGUGUCCUUUUAUUGCUUUUGAUCAGUGCUAUCGUAGCGUACGACACACAGAAACAUGGCUCGUUUGAAGCAUCCCAAGUUGGAAAAUUCUUGAAAACUAGCGGAAUAUUGAAACAUGUAGAAAAGGCAUGGACUACUCUAAAGUUCUAUUGGUCUGCAGGACACAAAGCAGUUAAGGAUAGUUCACCGGAAUAUUAUAAAGCCGUUGUAGACUUGUGUGCACCGUACAUUAAAUUAGCUGGCGAUGUCUGUCUUGUAGUAAGAAAUGUUUCAAUUAAAUUGUAUAACAAUGUCGCGGCAUAUGUUGAAAGGAACGUACCUAUAAUUAUUGACACAAUCGAGCAUUACGCUCCAGGGAUUUUGGAGCAAAUUAAAUCCCGAAGUCUUCAGGGACUGGAAUUUGUGAAAGUUUCCUUCAUUCUAAUUGGAGAGAAAGUUAUUGAACAUUCCAGCGCGUCGAUACAGUGGCUGGAGAAGAAUGUCUUUGUAGGCAAGCUUAGCCCGGAUAAUCUGCGCAAUUACGCCAUUUGGGCUUUCGACACGACGCAAUCGUACGCUGCUCAAACGUACGAUUGGGUGUACGAGAAAGUGCAGACUCUCUCCAAAGUGCCAUGAAUAAAAUCCAAUGGUUUACUGUAUGAAUAAUUAUUGCGUUGACGGCGAAAUUUCCGCCUCUUCACGCGACUCUCCGCAUUUAUUAUUUAUGACACGGAAGCGUUACAUAUAUAUUUUCCGAAGAUCACGAAUGCGUCAGCCAUUUUACCUGUGAUAUCUCGAAUAGAAAAUCUAUAUCUUGCUUUGGUUGGUCCUGACGAAGAAAAUUUCGCGAUCUUCUAAUAAACUGAAACAAUUGCGAGCGUUUUUUAUUAAGACAAAUAUUUUUCUGUCAUUUUC